Messenger RNA from Acanthochromis polyacanthus (spiny chromis), 1120 nucleotides. RefSeq names its product keratin-associated protein 5-4-like. The transcript is spliced from 2 exons. Gene Ontology annotation, molecular function: protein binding. Lineage: Eukaryota; Metazoa; Chordata; Actinopteri; Pomacentridae. Bases 130 to 1068 code for a protein of 312 amino acids. The record is from RefSeq and is a predicted model, not a curated record.
AGACGGGAAAACGUAUUUGUUUGCAUUUUUAAGUAACUUGAUGUUCAGUAUUUUCAAAAAGAGGGACAUAGAGUGGAUGUACUCUAUUGUGCUGCAGCUACGUCGCUAAUGACAUCCCUAGAGUGAAGCAUGGUGGUGGCAGCAUCAUGUAAUGAAAACAUGGAGGUGGCAGCAUCGUGUAAUAGUAGCAUGGAGGUGGCAGCAUCAUGUCAUGGAAGCAUGGAGGUGGCAGCAUCAUGUAAUGAAAACAUGGAGGUGGCAGCAUCGUGUAAUAGUAGCAUGGAGGUGGCAGCAUCAUGUCAUGGAAGCAUGGAGGUGGCAGCAUCAUGUCAUGGAAGCAUGGAGGUGGCAGCAUCAUGUAACGAAAGCAUGGAGGUGGCAGCAUCAUGUCAUGAAAGCAUGAAGGUGGCAGCAUCAUGUCAUGAAAGCAUGGAGGUGGCAGCAUCAUGUCAUGGAAGCAUGGAGGGGGCAGCAUCAUGUCAUGGAAGCAUGGAGGUGGCAGCAUCAUGUAACGAAAGCAUGGAGGUGGCAGCAUCAUGUCAUGAAAGCAUGAAGGUGGCAGCAUCAUGUCAUGAAAGCAUGAAGGUGGCAGCAUCAUGUCAUGGAAGCAUGGAGGUGGCAGUAUCAUGUAAUGGAAGCAUGGAGGUGGCAGCAUCAUGUCAUGAAAGCAUGAAGGUGUCAGCAUCAUGUCAUGAAAGCAUGGAGGUGGCAGCAUCAUGUAAUGGAAGCAUGGAGGUGGCGGCAUCAUGUCAUGGAAGCAUGGAGGUGGCAGUAUCAUGUAAUGGAAGCAUGGAGGUGGCAGUAUCAUGUAACGAAAGCAUGGAGGUGGCAGCAUCAUGUCAUGAAAGCAUGAAGGUGGCAGCAUCAUGUCAUGAAAGCAUGAAGGUGGCAGCAUCAUGUAAUGGAAGCAUGGAGGUGGCGGCAUCAUGUCAUGGAAGCAUGGAGGUGGCAGUAUCAUGUAAUGGAAGCAUGGAGGUGGCAGUAUCAUGUAAUGAAAGCAUGGAGGUGGCAGCAUCAUGUCAUGAAAGCAUGGAGGUGGCAGCAUCAUGUUCACCAGUUCCUUCCUGAUCAGUAAAGACUCACCAUGUUAGUGUACGUCCGGUGAGCUUUGACAGCUUUA